Messenger RNA from Rana temporaria (common frog), 1098 nucleotides. It is a transcript of the gene CCDC166, whose product is annotated as coiled-coil domain containing 166. The record is from RefSeq and is a predicted model, not a curated record. The transcript has 2 exons. Lineage: Eukaryota; Metazoa; Chordata; Amphibia; Anura; Ranidae. Bases 172 to 1023 code for a protein of 283 amino acids.
AUUGGUGGAGGGCGGAGUCGGACGAAAGUGAUUGGUGGAGGGUGGAAUUGGACAGCAGUGAUUGGUGGAUAAUGAGAUUUGUUUGUGGUCUCCAGGUAACACGCAGAGUGAUGAAUACACAGAGUGCAGAACAAAUUGUACCAGCACAGGUGUGAUCCCUCCUGACCGGGGAUGCCACCAAAAAAGAAGUCGCAGAGCAAAGCUGCAAAAGAUUCUGGGAAGACAAGCCCUGAACAGGCUGAAGAUGGCGGGGACGGAAAAGAAGUUGUGGUUAGCGAGAGAGAGGAGCGUCUACAUGAUGAACAUGACCGCCUGAUUGCUGAAAACGAUGGCCUGAGAAGACGACUGGAGCAGCUACGUCGAGAGAAUGAGUUCCUCCAGGAAGAGGCUGAAAGAGUCCGUGUGGAGAGUCAAGAAUAUUUAUUGUACGUGGGCAAAAGAAGCCAACGGCGGCAGGAUGCCAUCAUCAGCCUGAAUGACCAGAACACACGAGAGCUGGAAGACAUCAGGAAGCAGAAAGAGAAACUUGAGGCCUCCUUCCAAGAGAAAGAGAAGAAGAUGAGAGAUCAACUUCUCGAGCGGGAAACCGAAUUGGCCAAUUUGAGGAAAGAGCUGAAGGAGCUAGAACCCAUGAAGGAGAUUCAGAAGGAGCAGAUCUCACUCAUUAGGCAACUGGAGUCUGAAGUGAUGGCCUCCCGGGGUAAGCAUGCCGAGUCUCUGCUGAGGGUGAAGAGCGCCUUCCUGCGGCAAAAAGUGGAAUGUCAGCAGAACUCAGAACGGCAGCUGAACCAGCUGUCCCAGAAGGCCCAUGAGGAGGCCAAGAACGUCCUGCAAGAUGUGAGUCAGAAGGUGAAAGAAGAGAACCAAACUUUGAGGCAGGAGCUUCUCCAGCUUAUCAACCAAUACCGGGACCUACAGGCCCAGAAAAAGAAGCUGCUGGAGCAAAACAAACAGUUACGGAGAGAGCAACAAUGUCAGAAAGAGGUGAGGUAUGCCCAACGAAAGCUGAAGAAUUUAUGGUAAACAAUGAAAGACCUAGGACUUAUUAAAAAAGAUCUUGCAGGGGGGCACCAUAUAAUAAAUCAUUUUCAAUACAAA